CGUGAGACAGAGAGCGUGAGACAGAGAGCGUGAGACAGAGAGCGUGAGACAGAGAGAGGACAUCUGAACGUUUUCAACCUGUGAUAACGUAGAAACUGGUCUGUUCUAGGGAGUACACAAACCAAAAGACAUCGGCGCCUGGACUACGAGUCAGACAACCAACUCUUGACCUAACAUCUCCUUUACUGUGGUGGUACAACCUGUGCUUGGAUUACUGCCUGGAACAAGCUUGAGGCGACCUGUUCAGUUCUGGAGCGGCGGGGCUUUUUCGAUUGUGACGUGGCCCUUUAGGUUUGUACGCUGAGUCUGAGGAUGAGCCACCGCCCUGUGUGCUGGCUCUGAGCUGCCCUCCACUGCCCUCCCCCGUGCCUGUGGGACCCUGUGACCAUGCUGGCCAAGCCCCCUGAGCCAGCCAGAGCAGAACCACGACCCGCGCCCAGGUCAGCCAUCCAUUCCAUAGCAGGAUGUCCCAGCCAGAUGCGGUCCCGCUGGGGACCAACGGCUCGGGGGCCGGGGAGGUGGCCGGAGCUCAGCUGCACUGGGCUGCUCUGCUCAUCAUCAUGGUUAUCAUCCCCACCAUCGGGGGCAACAUCCUGGUCAUCUUGGCCGUGUCGCUGGAGAGGAAGCUGCAAAACGCCACCAACUACUUCCUGAUGUCCCUGGCAGUGGCCGACCUGCUGGUGGGACUCCUGGUGAUGCCCAUCGCCCUCAUCACUGUGCUAUACAAUUCCGGGUGGCCUCUUCCGGAGUUCCUCUGCCCAAUCUGGCUCUUCCUGGACGUCCUGUUCUCCACAGCGUCCAUCAUGCACCUGUGUGCCAUCUCACUGGACCGCUACAUAGCCAUCAAGAAACCCAUUCAGCACAGCCAGUAUAAGUCCAGGUCCAAAGCCAUGGCCAAGAUAGCAGUGGUGUGGCUCAUAUCCAUUGGUAUCGCAAUCCCCAUUCCCAUCAAGGGGCUGAGAAACUACCAUCUUCCAAACAAUGUCACCUUUAACAGCAACCACACCUGCCUACUGAAACCAGACAGCUUCCGAGAGUUCAUCAUGUAUGGCUCCAUGACAGCUUUUUUCAUCCCUUUAACCAUCAUGAUGGUCAUCUACCUGCUCACCAUUCAGGUGUUGCGCAAGAAAGCUUUUCUGCUCAGGUCAAAGGUCACCCAGCGCUUCACUCGGCCAACAGUCUCCACAGUCUUCCAGAGGGAGCAGUCCAUGGCCUCUCCCACAACUGAGAAACAUCCAGGAAAUCCCACCCCUCCUACCAACCCCAUGACAAGUGAAGAUAUCCCCAUCCGUCGCAUGUCCACCAUGGGCAAGAAGUCCAUGCAAAACCUGACCAAUGAGCAGCGUGCCUCUAAGGUGCUGGGCAUCGUCUUCCUGCUGUUUGUGGUCAUGUGGUGCCCAUUCUUUAUCACUAACAUCACCUCUGUGCUUUGUGCGAGCUGCAACGUCAAUGUGAUCGGCCGUCUGAUGGAGAUCUUUGUGUGGGUGGGCUACGUGUCAUCUGGUAUCAACCCACUGGUCUACACCCUCUUCAACAAGACUUUCCGCCAGGCCUUUACACGCUACAUCACCUUUAACUACAGCCGCAUCAGUAAUGGGCCAGCCAGCCAUACAAGGGAACAGCAUGGCUGCAGGAAUCUAACACGGAUCUCCUUCCGUUCAUCUGUGGCAGAGAACUCUAAGCUGUUCAUGAAGCGGGGAAUGAAAAACGGCAUCGGGCCAGUGUGCUAUCAGAGUCAACUGAGCCGAAGGCAAGCACCAAUACAGUCCUCUGGCAGCGUUCUACUGGACACCCUGCUCCUUACCGAGAAUGAGGAUUGCAAAUCCGAAGAGCAUGUCAGUUACUUGUAGGCCUUUCGGAAAAUGCAGUCAGCAAAAGGGAAACAAUUAGAACGAGAAAGUCACAUGUAAGAGGCACCCAAGGCUUGAGUUGUAAACUCCCCAGGGGAUUACCUUCCAUGAGCAUCACGUGGAUUAUUUUCUAUUCAAGAAAACAGUGUGCUCUCAGGGGGAAAACAAAAAGGAGACGUCGAUUUCUGUCAAACAACUAAGUAGGCCCUCUGUACAGAGAUAGCUGAACAUUAUGCGUAAAAUGAGACAUCAAACAGGUGUGUUGAGGUGGUUGCCCUCAAUAAAAGAUAAGCUGACAAGGGUCAGGUCGGAUUGUUCCUAAGAAAGCCACACGAGAAAUACAUAAGGAAUGAAGACCUAUGACUGUCUGGAAACUCUCUCAGUGCAUACAAUGUGUAUUCCAAUGCUAAUCCUGUCACCUUGGGCUAUUUAGUUCUCUGCUAUGGACAAUUUCCAUUGAGGAGAUGGCAUUCUUACCUAUUGAGAGGACAAACACUUCACCUUCACACAAUAGUUUAUAAAUACCACCCAUUUUAAUUGCAAUUUUUUGGUAAGUGCUUUUAUGAAUAUUAACAGAUUUAUUGUAUAGUCACAGGUCCUAUUUUCCCAAACUGUUAUAGCAUCCAAAUUGAUUAUUAUAUAUAAAAUGCAAUAAAGACAAAACCUUUGCAAACGGGAAGAUUGUAAAAUACAAAUGUAUAGCCUACAGAUGGAUAUGUAUUUAGCAUAAAAUUCCUGGUUCAUAAAUUGAUA
Salvelinus namaycush (lake trout) is the source of this 2603-nucleotide messenger RNA. Its product is annotated as 5-hydroxytryptamine receptor 2B-like. Gene Ontology annotation, cellular component: dendrite; plasma membrane. The record is from RefSeq and is a predicted model, not a curated record. Gene Ontology annotation, molecular function: neurotransmitter receptor activity; G protein-coupled serotonin receptor activity. Bases 465 to 1850 code for a protein of 461 amino acids. The transcript is spliced from 4 exons. NCBI's taxonomy places the organism in Eukaryota, Metazoa, Chordata, Actinopteri, Salmoniformes, Salmonidae. Gene Ontology annotation, biological process: regulation of behavior; vasoconstriction; G protein-coupled receptor signaling pathway, coupled to cyclic nucleotide second messenger.